Messenger RNA from Capsicum annuum, 1254 nucleotides. Its product is annotated as probable xyloglucan endotransglucosylase/hydrolase protein 8. Lineage: Eukaryota; Viridiplantae; Streptophyta; Magnoliopsida; Solanales; Solanaceae. Bases 87 to 983 code for a protein of 298 amino acids. The record is from RefSeq and is a predicted model, not a curated record. Gene Ontology annotation, cellular component: apoplast; cell wall. Gene Ontology annotation, molecular function: xyloglucan:xyloglucosyl transferase activity; hydrolase activity, hydrolyzing O-glycosyl compounds. The transcript has 4 exons. Gene Ontology annotation, biological process: xyloglucan metabolic process; cell wall biogenesis.
ACAAACCGCGUAUAAUAAAUAAAACGUUGUCAUUCCUAAAGGAUCCAGCUUACAAGCCUAUCUUCAUUCAAAAGAUUAAAAAAACCAUGGAGAAAUAUGUUUUUUCAAUGGUUGCUUUUCUCUUAGUUUUAGCACUAAUGGCUACCCUUUUUUCACCAUCAGAUGCUGUAUUCAAAGGUGCAUUUGAAGAAAAUUUCAGCAAAAGUUGUCCAGGUACACAUUUCAAGACUUCUCAAGAUGGACAGAUCUGGUAUCUUACAUUAGACCAAGUAUCAGAUUGUGGCUUCAUGACUAAGCAGAGCUAUAGAUUUGGUUGGUUUAGUACAAAGUUGAAAUUAGUAGGAGGUGAUUCUGCUGGUGUUGUAACAGCAUUUUAUAUGUGUUCAGAAGUAGAGGCAGGGCCAUUGAGGGAUGAGAUAGAUUUUGAGUUCUUGGGAAACAGAACAGGGCAGCCUUAUCUUAUUCAAACAAAUGUGUACAACAAUGGUAGUGGUGGACGUGAGAUGAGGCAUCAACUAUGGUUUGACCCUACUCUAGACUUCCAUACUUAUUCCAUUCUUUGGAACUCUCAUAACAUUGUGUUUUUUGUGGAUAAGGUACCAAUAAGGAUAUACAAGAACGCGAAUCACACGAACAAUUUCUUUCCUGCCCAGAGGCCAAUGUACGUGUUUUCUAGCAUAUGGAAUGCAGAUAAUUGGGCUACUAGAGGAGGCUUAGACAAGAUAAACUGGAAAAAUGCACCAUUUGUAGCAUCUUAUAAGGACUUCACUAUAGAUGCUUGUACAUGGAAAAAUCCUUACCCUGCUUGUGCUUCCACCACCACACAGCACUGGUGGGAUCAGUACAGUGCUUGGCACUUAUCAAGUAAACAGAAGACUGAUUAUGCUUGGGUCCAGAGGAACUUUGUGGUUUACAAUUAUUGCCAGGAUACUGUGAGGAACCGUUACAAGCCUCAGGAGUGUUGGUUAAAUCCCUUGGACUAAUAUAUUAAAGAAGAUACUAGAUAAGAUUCUUUUGAGAGUUAAAAAUUGUAGUAUUUUGAUUUUGAGUGUAUAUAUUGGGACUCUGUCCUACUAAUUCGGGAUUGAGCCAUGGUAGAUCCAUUGAUUGGUACUAUAUUGCAAUCCGUCUAUUGGAAAAAAACAUGACGUUACUACUAUUGGAAAGUGAAAGAGUUAUUCUUGGUGUAAUCUGUAAAUAUGUAAUGUUUAUUCAAAGAAAUUAAGAUUUCAAUUUCAAAUAGUUGUUUAAGAA